AUGCAAAGCGAUAUAAUUGUAAGUAAAGAUUUGCCGGAAUUUAACGGCGUAAUGAGCGGUAUACUUAACUUGCACCCUUAUAAUAAUAAGACCGUAUGUAGGGAAAAGAAUAGCGAAAAUAAGAAAUUAGUAAAUUGUGAACACGAAGAUGAUAAAGAGAAAGGGGAGUUCAACGGUAACUUGGAUAAGGGGUUUUCCCAAUCGAAUAUAUCAUCUACAGUAGAUUGUAAUUCGAUUAAUUUAUCAUAUAAUUCGGAGAUAUUAAAUAAUUUAGUUUUGAAUAAAGAUAAUGAAGGAGAGCAAAAUAAUCGUGUUAGUAAUAAUAGCAAUAGUAAUAAUAGCAAUAGUAAUAAUAUCAAUAGUAAUAAUAUCAAUAGUAAUAAGAGCAAUAGUAAUAAUGGUAAUAAUUGCAAUAGUAAUAAUAGCAGUAGUAAUAUUAGCAAUAGUAAUAAUAGCAGUAGUAAUAUUAGCAGUAGUAAUAUUAGCAAUAAAAAUGUUAGUUAUAGUAUUAAUAGUAGUAAUAACAAUAGGUGUCAAGAUGUACGUGAAGAAAUGAGAAUGCAUAGUUACUCUCUAAGUCAUUGUGAAAAUAAUAGAAGCGUUAACACUGCCGUGAAACCACUAAAUAAUAGUACUACUAGUAGUAGUAAUGGUAGUAAUAAUAUGCAUUCGUUUUAUAACCUUGAUGUUUUUCUAAGUGAGGAAAAAAAGAUAAAUAUGCAAGGUAAAGAGGGUGCAUGUACGGAGGGAUUUAAAAUAGAAGAUACAGAUAAAUGUUAUUUUGAAAAAAUUGAAAAAAAAGAUCAGAAAGAUGAUGAAGUAUCAUCUCAACGUAAUAAACAGAAUAUUAAUGAAAAAAAUGAAUACAACAAGAACAGUGAAAAUAAUCAAAAUGACAAUAAUAAACAAAAUGAUCAAUAUGAUGAAUAUAGGAAGAAUGAUCAUACGUCGAAGUCCUCCUUGGGAUGUAUAAAUAAUAGUAAUGCUAUUAUUAGGAGUGGUUCAAUGAUUGCAAGAAAUUAUACUUCUUCUAAAUGGACGAAUAAGAAUAAUAUGAGUAACGUUUUAAUAAGAAAUAAUACUAUAGAAAAUGAUAAGAAUAAAAUUAAUAAUUAUAGUAAUAAUAAUAUUAAUGGUGGAUGUUCAGAGGGCACUGUCAAAACCUCUCAUGGUGGCCAUAGCAAUAAAAUAGAUGAUCAUGAUGAACAUAGCCCCUUUAAAGAUAACUCAUGCAGUGUACAUAGUGAAGUUAGUGAAAAUAAUAAUAUGAAUAAUGUGAACAAGAACAGUAGUAUUAGCAGCAAUUGCAGUAACAGUUGUAGUAAUAAUAAUAGUAGCAGCAGUAACGAGAAGGAUAACUGCAGCAGUAAUAGUAACAAUAAUAGCACUAGCGGUAGCAAUAACAAUGAGAAUAAGGGCACUAGUGGAAAUAACAGCAGUAACAGUAACAGUAACAAUGACAGCAGAGGUAGUAACGGAAACAGCAAUAACAAUGAUAACAAUAACAAUAGCAAUAACAAUAAUGAUAACAAUAAUGAUAACAAUAACGAUAACAAUAACGAUAACAAUAAUGAUAACAAUAAUGAUAACAAUAAUGAUAACAAUAAUGAUAACAAUAAUGAUAACAAUAAUGAUAACAAUAACGAUAACAAUAAUGAUAACAAUAACGAUAACAAUAACGAUAACAAUAACGAUAACAAUAAUGAUAACAAUAAUGAUAAGAACAACAAUAACAGCGGUGAGAACAGUGGUAAUAAUGAUGAAGAUAAUAGCAAUAAUAAAAAUAAAGAUAAGAGCAAAAACAACAAUAAUAAUGGCAUAAAUAGCAGCAAUAUCGACAACAACAGUAAUAGCAAUAGUAAUAGAGGAAUGAAGAAAAACAGUGAUAACAAAAGUACAGAUAGCAUUAAAAGAAGCAGUAACAGCUUUGACAGAAGUAAUAAAAACAAAACGAAUACUAAUCAAGAAGCGAAAAAUGCAGGAGGAAAAGGACAACCAUCGCUGUCAAGUAAAUCGUUUAGUAAGAACGUUAAUAAUAACGUUACAUCUUCAUUAAGCUCAUUAAAUGCAGAUGCACCUGAAUUUGUUCCAUCAACGAAAAAUAUGCAAAAUAAUUUACAGUUUAAUAAUUUAAUGUGGAAUAAUAACUAUUAUCAAGAUAUGGCAAAUAGUGCAUAUGGGAGCGUGACAGGUGCUAAUAUUAUGAACAACCUGACUGUGCAAGGAAAUAAUAGCAUGUUGAACCCCAACUCAAUGAUAAAUUCAUUGAAUGUAAUGAACAACAAUUCGGCCAGUAAUAUCAUGAAUAUUUCUAAUGCAAAUAAUGCUGUAAAUGUAUCAAAUAGUAUAAAUUUAAAUAUACCUACUAGCAGCACUAGUGUAAUUAUGAAUAUACCUAGUAGUAAUGUGAACCAUAUGGAAAUAUGCAACGAUAGGGGUAAUACUAAUAGUAGCAAUAAAAACGAGGCUACUAAUAGUAAUAACAAUAAUAGCAGUAGCAGUAAUAACAAUAACAGUAGUUGCAGUAAUAAUGCAAGCAGUAACAGUAACAGCAACAGCAAAGCGAAGAAAAUUAAUAACAAUGCAAAUAAUAGCGUAAACAGCGGGAAACAAAUAAGUAAUAGCAAUAACAAUAAUACGACGGGUAAUCAUGAAAAUAAUAUAUCCAACAACCUAACAUUACAUGGACCAACAAUGGGUGUAGUAAAGAGUGUAACAACCCAAUCAGAAUCAAAUUUUUUAAAUCAGAAUAUGAUAUCUGGGAUGAAAAAUAUAAGAUCCAAUAGUUUUAUGAACAGUUCAGAAAAUUCUACUCCAUAUCAUCAUCCAAUGGAUCCACAUAAUGCGCAUCAAAAUUUUCAGCUAAAUAAUACUAUGAUGCAUCACCAUAAUUUUUAUUUUAAUCAUCCGCAUAUGUUAAAUAAUCAUCCAAAUGGAUUACAAGGCCCCCAGUCACUACCGCAAUCAAUACCACAAUCAUUACAGCAGUCCCUACCGCAAUCCCUUUUUGCUCCUAUGCCGUAUGCAAAUACAUUAGGAUCAAGUAGUGUUCAUCAUGAAAUGCCAUUUCCUCAACCACUACCAUCUGUUUAUGGUUCCUUUGGUAAUAGUAACCAUAACAUGAUAGGAGCGAAUGGCAUUGGAUCUCAAAAAAAUGGUAACAUGAAUAUGAAUCCUUAUAAUUUUAUACCAUGUGGUUCUGUAAUUCCUUCUCCUCCCCCUCAAUUGCAACAACAUAAUGGUCCAAUGAAUUUAAAUCCCUCGGUUGAUCAACAUUUUAUGAACAAUUCAGGUAAUAAUAGUGGAACUUUAAAAAUUCCAUAUAAUAAUAAUCAUGUGAAUCAAGGAAAUAGGAAUAUGUUUAAUCAUUUUAAUAACUCCAAUAUGCAUGCUGCUAAUAAUAUGAAUGAAAAUAAUUAUGAACAACAAGGUGCAAGUAAUAAUAACAAUAUGAAUCAUAUAAUUGGAGCAAAUUUAAAUUAUGGUGCAUUUAACAGUUUUAAUGGUAAUCAGAAUAAUAAUAUGCAUUUAAAUAGUGAUAGUAAUAGUGUGCAUUUAAAUACUGCAGGAUUAGGAAAUAAUAUACCCUUGAAUAGCAGUGGAAGCGUUAUGUGUUUAAAUAAUCCUUUGCACAUGAGCAGUUUAGGCAGUGUUCCCCCUCCGCAUCAUCCGAUGAAUAACAUGAGUGGCAUGAACAGUAUGAACAACAUGAACAUGAACCACGGAAUGCUUAUGGGUAAUGGUAAUGUGAAUAAUAUUAAUAGCAUGAAUAGUCUGAGCAGUAUUAACACAAUGAAUAACAUGAACAAUAUGAAUGGCGUUAGUAAACAGCAGAAGAGAAACAAUUCAUACAGUGAAAGGAGCAACAAUAACAAUAGUGGAAACAUGAACAGUAAUAUGAACAAUAACAUCAAUAGUAUGAGUAGUAACAACAGUAACAAUAAUGUGAGUGGUAGCAUGAACGGUAAUAGUAGGCAUUUCAGUUAUCGUGAGAACAACAGUACAAAAGGUGUAAAGAAUAAUGUGCAAGGUACAAAUGGUUCGGUUAGUAAUUACAAUAAUUAUAAUAUGAAGCAUGAUAACAGAAAGCAUAGUAGAUAUAAUAAUACCUUAAAUAAUACAAGUAACAGUUUUAACUCUAAUUUCAAUGCUAAUGCUAGUAGCACAAUGAACAAUACUUCAAAUGCUGUAAAGAAUGCCUACAAUAAUAAGGGAGGUAAACUUGAAAUGUAUAGUAGAGACGAAAGAAGAGCGUCAACUAGUAAUAAUUAUUACCAAAAGGGUAACAACGCGAAUAGUGGAACUAAUAGUAAUAAUAAUAUUAACAAUAAUGCAAAUACUGAAAGAAGUGGAAACGCGAUGAGUAAUUUGAACGGGAAAAUGAAGGAUCCAGUGGAUGGGUUCGAUGCAAAGGAUGUCAAGGAUGAUGUUCGUGAAAAGGGCAGUGAAUACAGUAAUAAUCAUAGCAGUAGCCAUAAUGUUGACGCUGUUCACACGUACAAGGGGAAGAGUUAUAAUGUGAACAGCUCAGGUUUAAAGAGUAAAAGUGGAAACACGUUAAACCAUAGUUUGAAUAAUAAUAGUAAUAACAACAAUAACAUCAAUAACAGUAAUAGCAACAUGUUGAAUGAGCUGUCGAAUGAAAAGAGAUUGUAUAAUAAUAAACAUGAGAAGAACAACAGUAAGGAUAACCACAAGGGGAAUAGAAACUAUGUUAAUAGUAAAACGAAUGAAGAGAAGAAUUCAUCAACUAUUAAGAGGGAUUCACUUAAAGAUAAGAGUGGAAAGCAGAAUGAUAAUUAUCACAAAAAGGGUUAUGUAGAUAUGACCACAGCUACUAGUAACUACAACAACAACAACAGUAUUAGCAAUAAUAAUAAUAAUAAUAAUGUAAAUGGCGGAGGUGGUGGUAGCAAUAACAAGCACUCAAGCAAUUUUGUGAAUAACAAGUACCACAGUUCUGUUGAUAAGAGAGGAAGUCAUCAUAUGAGGAAUAUUGAAAACAAUAAUCUAAAUGAAAAAAAAGCGAAGAGUGAAAAUGAUAAUAAUAGUAAUAGUAAUAGUAGGAAUAAUAAUAGUAGAAAUAAUAAUAGCAAUAGUAGUAGUAAUAAUAAUAACAAUAGUAAUAGUAAUAGUAAUAAUAAUAAUAAUAGUAAUAGUAAUAGUAAUAGUAAUAGUAAUAGUAAUAGUAAUAAUAAUAAUAAUAAUAAUAAUAAUAAUAAUAAUAAUAAUAAUAAUAAUAAUAAUAAUAAUAAUAAUAAUAAUAAUAAUAAUAAUAAUAAUAAUAAUAAUAAUAAUAAUAAUAAUAAUAAUAAUAAUAAUAAUAGUAAUAGUAAUAGUAAUAAUAGUAAUAAUAGUAAUAGUAAUAAUAGUAAUAAUAAUAAUAGUAAUAAUAAUAAUAGUAAUAAAAUCAGCGAGAAGGACAGUAUGUCAAGCAAUAAUGUUGUAAACACUAUGAACAGUAUGAAUAAUAUACACAGUGUGCGUAAUAACGAUAUGGUAGGUAAUAAAAGAUUAGUUGUUGGUACGAGAAAGGAAGGGGAUAAUCUAGUUAGUAGUGGUAAUAAUAACGUAAUGAAUAGCAAAAAUUCGAAUUAUGGUAAUUUAAAAAAUUUUAAAAAUUACGAAAAGAAAAGCAUGGAAAUGUCUGCUUGGGUAAAAAUAGCGAAAACGAAUUUGACCAAAAAGAAAAGCGAAAAAACUAAUGUGAGUGCACACCACGAUAAUAAUAGUAUUAACAUUAGCGGUGGUAAUAACAAUAGGAGUAGUAGUAAUAGUAAUAACACUGGCGGUGUGAGAAGUGGUGUCCUUGCUUCAAACAUGAACAGCAAGUAUCAGGAUAAUUACAACAUAGAUGUAGGUAGUAGUUAUGGUAAACAGAAAAUGUACAGGGGUAACACUAAUGUGCGCAAUCAUAGCAAUAAUGAUGUGCAUUAUCAUAAGGGGGAAAUACCUUCUGUACAUAAUAACGUGAAUAAGGAAUGUGUAUCGAAUGUUGUAAUGAAGGAGGGCAAAAAAACAAAUGAAGAUGAAGAGAAGGAACGGGAAAAGGAAAAGGAUAAAUACAAAUACAGGGAUAUGGAAAAGGAGGAGAAGAAAAAGUUAUUGAAGAGAGAGAAGGAUAGUAGUAGUAAUAACACUGUGUAUUAUAACAAGAACGGAAAAAAGGUAGGUGAUGAGGAGAUAGAUUCUCACAUGAGAGGAAAGAAAAGCAUCUAUUCCAGCGGUGGUAAAGACAUGUCAAAGGCAAAAUAUGAUAGUAGUGGUAACAAUAACAAUAACAGCAGUAGCAUUAAACGAGUCGAAGUGAAUGAAAGGAAAGCAGGAAACAACAGCAAUAAUAGUAACAAUAAUAAUAGUAACAACAGCACAAGGAAUAGUUACUUUUCGCAUAGACAGAGGGAAAAAAUAAAAAUUCAAAAUGUUGAGAUAAAACAAAUUGGUAAUAAAAUUGUUAAUACGAGAAAUGAUAGCAGCAAAGAUUCUGAGGAAAAAAUCGAUUCGACAGGUGUGAAGAGAAGCAACAACAAUAAUAAUAAUAGUAGUAGCACAAAGAAUAUUUGUGGUGACUGUGAUAUUCAUAACAAUAAUAGGAGCAACAUUAGUGCGAGAAACAACAGUAACAGUAAUAGGAACAACAGUAGCGGCAAGAACAAGGUAAAUGGUAAUGAAGGAAUAGAAGAGGAGAAGGGUGGUGAACAACAGCAAGGAAAGGGAAAUGCAGCAGUAAAAGAAUACAAAAAAGAAGCGUAUAAUAAUAAAGUACAUUAUGAUAAGAAUAAUCGUAGUUCUAAGGUUGACACGAAAGAGAGUGUUGAUAGUGGUGAUAAUACUUGUGGUAAUUACAAAAAUAGCAAUACCAAUGGAACUAUCAAUAACAAUGAUAAAAACAAUGAUGAUGAGAUUAAGGACGGGUACUAUGAAAGAGGAGCGAGUAAUCGUGCUGAUGAGGAUUAUCGUAAUAGGAAGAAUGAAACUGGAUAUAGUGAUGAUAUUGAUAAUGAUAAUAUUAAUAUGAAGAAGGAUAAGACUGGGACGACUAGUAGUGUAAAAAAUGAACAAAUUAAUAAGAGUAGUAGGAGGAAUCAUAAGGAUAUGAUGAUGUAUAAUAAUGAUAACACCAGUAUAAACGGUGAGGGAAAGUUCGUUCAAAACCGUCAAGAAAAUAAUAGUAGUAAUAAUAAUAUGGUCAAGAAAAACCUAAGUAUGCAAAAUAAAGAGAAAGAAAACAACAAAUACAUAAAUGGAAAUGAAUAUAAUAACCAUGUGAACACAAUGGAUGAUGAUAACAGAUCUGUAUCCAUGCACACCAAUUCGAAGAAUUCUGUGUGGGAGGGAAAAAUAUCUUUUGCUGAAAUGGCAAAGAGAAAACCGAGGAAAGAUGAGAAGAAGGUAACAAGAGAGGGAAGAGAUGCAAAAAAUGAGAAAUCAACGGGUUCUUUACACAGUGAUAAUAGAAAAAAUUACAACAGCUCAAAUAGAGGUGAUGAGAAGCCAUCAAGGAGAGUAGAAGUUGGAGAUGGAAGUGGAACGGGAACUGGAACUGGAGGGGAUGGUCGUCCGCAUAACAGAUACUGUUCUAACGGAACAAAUAGAGAUAAAGGAGUAGAAGACAUGAAAAAGAGAGACGAAAUUAGAGAUGAUAGUACCAAAGUGGAUAGUCGUAGAUGUAGAAGUAAUUCAAACAAAAAAGGAACAAAAGGAGAAAAAUUAAAUACAACAGAUGAUGGUUAUAGUAAUACGGAAAAAAAAGAAAAAGAUGGUAUUGAUAAUGAGGAUCAUAAUUCUAAUAAUGUUGAUAAUGAUAAUGUAUGUGGCAAAUUAGGAAUGAAUGAAAAUGUAGCAGUGUUAGAUGCAGAAUUGGAGGCAGUUAAACAUGACAAAGGAAAAAGUGCAAAGAGGGAAGAUACGUACGAUAAGGCCAUCACUGAUGGUGAUAAGGACAAUUACAAUAAGGAUGACAGUAAGGAUGAUAAUGACGAUAGAAGUGAUGAAGACGAUGACUAUGAUAGUGAUGGAGGUAAGAAUGUCAUUGGAGUAAUAAACAUAGAAGAGGAAACGAAUGAAUCGUAUUUCGAUAGAGUAAAUGCAGAUAGCAAGAAAUUGCUUAAUGAUAAUGGAAUCCAAAGGGAUAGAACCGUGGAUGGAGACGAAGUAAAUGGUGGAGUAAUAGAUGUAGAUGUGAAUUUGGAUGUGGAUGUGGAUGUGGAUGUGGAUGUGGAAAAUAAGAGUAAGAAAGAAGGUAGAAACAGCAGUGCUUCCAAGGAAAUUAAAGGGGCUACUAGAACAACAACAACUACUACUUCUACUACUAGUAGUGGUUAUGGUAAAGUUUUACAGAAAAGUAGUGAUGACGAUGAAAUAUGUUAUGAGAUAGAGGACGAAGGUGGUAAGGCUGUUGAAAAGGGAAAGAUGACUGAUGGAAGCUUGCUUAGUAAAGAAAAAAGUAGUGGCAUAAAAAAAAAGCAAGCAAGUGAAGGAACAAAAGAAGGAGGAGAUCUCGUUAUGAAUAAUACUAAUAUUAACAGUGGUAUCUGUAGCAGUAGUAGAAAUGACAAUUCGAGGGUGGUACGUAAGAACGAGGAUAUAGAAUCAUCAAGCAGAGGAUUGAAUGAGGACUCAAAGCGAGUCAGCUCAAUUGGAAGUAGUAGGAACACUUUGAGGGAAAAGGAAGAAAGGAUUGUUGAUGCCACAAUUAAGAAAGACACUAUGAUGAAUCAUAACUUGAACAGUAGUAGUGAAGAAAAAAAGAGUGGUAAAUAUAUGAAUGGAUUAAAGACGAAAUCAUUUAUAUCUGUUGAUAAUGAUGAUAAUUUAAAAGUGGCGUCAACAAAUAGAAAUAUAGUAAAUAAUGGAAAGGAUGAAGAAGAUAAUGAAAAAAAGAAAAGAGGUGUUAUAUUUGCCGAGAUUAAGAAGGGAGAUGAAAAAUUAAAUGAAGAAGAGAGCACAGUUGAUAUGGGAGAAAGAGUGCAAAAGGAAGGAAUUAAAAAUAUGAAUGGUAGUAAUGGUAGUAGUAUUAGAAUGUCGAAGGAUGAUGUGGAGGAGGAAAAUAGAGAAGGGGAAUUACUAGAUACGUUAGAAAAGCGGGUGAACGAGGUAGAUAGUAAGGAGAAGUAUGAGAAAAAACCAGCAAUGCAGGAGAGUGCAAAUGUUGUUGAACUGUCGAAAGAGGAUCAAAUGAAAAUAGAAAGAUUUUAUAAAGAAAAGAUCUUUACAAAAAUGGAUUUAUUAGAAAUUUAUUUAAGUCGUAAUUUUAGUUUAGAGGGUGAAAGAUUUAAUUUUGUUUUAUCACAGGAUACAAAGGGAGGUGAAGGCGAUUACAAGAAUAGUAAUAAUAAUGGAUGUAUUCUAAGUGGCAGUAAUAUUAACAAUAUUGAUGAUGGAUGUAUGAGUGGUAGUGGUAUGGCUAUGUCAAACAAUAAUAAUAAUAGUGGCGGUUUAAAAAAUAUGAGUAAUGUGUAUAAUAAAAGGUAUAAUAAUAAUAAUAAUAAUAGUGGUGGUGGUGUUGGAGGGGGUUAUAAUAAUAUUGGAGGUGUUAAUGCAGGUGCUAAUAAUAGUUAUGGUAUGAACAUAAAUAAUAGUAGUAGCAAUAACAAUAACAGUAAUACAUUGAACAGUAGUACUAGUGGAAGUAAUAAGUAUCAUUCGAUGAUAAACCAAAAUAUUAAUAAUAAAAAUGCUGAUGAUAUAUGGAGACAUGCACAUGCAAAGAACAUGAUGAUGAGUAGCAAUAUAUUUUCGAGUAAUAACAACAUCGGAAAUCAUAACAACAGCAGUAACAAUAAUAAUAAUAGUAGCUAUGUAGAUGGGAAUAGCACCUCUGGCAGUCAUGCACAUUACGGCCAUCAUAACUAUCACAAUCAUCAUAACAACAUGAUGAUGAUGAGUGGUAGUAGUAGUGGUGGUGGUAACAAUAGUAGUAGUAUGAACGAACAGAAUAACAAUUCUGUAAAGUUAGGACAACCAAAUUUGGAGUGGAGAAAAUCAGAUGGUGAUAAAUUAAAAGGUUUUUUCGAUUCUACAAGGGUAAUUGAGUCGUUAGAUGCAUGGAGGAACAACAACAGUAAUAAUAGUAAUGAGAUGAACAAUAGUAUUUGUAAUAACAAUACGAGUGGUGGUAAAACUGUAGCAGAGAAUAGCUGGUUAUUGAAACAGAACCAACUGAAAGCUGAUAAGUAUACAUGUAUGAUGCGUAAGUUAAGGGGUAUAUUAAAUAAAUUGACAUUUGAAAAAUUUGAUUUAUUAUAUGAACAAAUAAUUCUAGUAGGUAUAUCAAAAUUAGAGGAAAUAAUUGGUUUAAUGAAAUUAGUUUUUGAGAAGGCAGUGACGCAACAUCAUUUCGUUCAAAUGUAUGUACAACUGUGCAAAAAGUUGAAUGUACAUUUUCAUAAUAUGAAAUUAGAAGAUGGUACAACAGUACAAUUUAAAAAAAUAUUAAUUAAUCAAUGUCAAGAUUCGUUUGAAAAUAAUUUAAAACCAAUUGAAUUUCCUAGUAAUUUAAAUGAAGAAGAAAAAUUCGAGUUUGAACAAAUGCAUAAAAAUAAAGUUAGAGGUAAUAUGUUGUUUGUUGGUGAGUUAGUCAAGUCUGGUAUAAUUUCUGUACCUAUUGUUUUUGUAUGUAUAAAACAGUUAUUAGAAAAAAGAAAUAGUUAUAUAGCUCAGAAGAAUGAUACGAAUGAAGGCAAUUUACAUUUAGAAGCAUUAUGUAUGUUCCUAAAUACGAUAGGUGAGAUAUUAGAUAGACAUGAAAAAGCUGAUCAAGAAGAAGUAAAAGAAUUAUAUAACACAUUAAAUGAAUUAGUAAAUGAUGAAAAUAUUACUUUCCGUGUAAGAUGUCUUAUUAAAGAUGUUAUAGAUAAUAGAAGUGAAAAAUGGAAUAAAAAAUUUGCCCAUAAAUUAGAGGGUCCUACAACACUUAGUGUGUUACAUGAUAAAAUAUUAAAAGAAACGUUUGAUCAAAACAACAGAAAUUUUUCAAAUAAUAAUAUGAAUUAUCAUGAUAGCAAGAUGAAUAGUAGCCUAAGCAGCAUGAGAAGUAAUAUACUACGAAAUGUUAAUUUUAAUAUGAAUAAUACUGGUGGUGGUGGUAACACCAAUAAUAAUAGUGGUAGUGGUAAUAAUAUGGGCGGCAGCAAUAAUAGCAACAGCAUGAAUUUCGGUAUUAUGAGCAGCAGUAGCAUUAGCAUGAGAAAUAUCGGCGGUAAUGUUGGUGGUAGUGCAAGCAGUGGUAUUGGUGUUGGAAUGAAGAACAUGGACUCAAGUAGUAAUAAAAAUAUGAAAAAAGUACCUCUAAAUUUAAUUAAAAAUAAGAGUAGUAACAGCUUGUCCAAAAAUCUAUCGGAUGACGUAAAAUCUGGGUCAGCUGUUGAUAGUAAUAAUAAUGCUAACAGCAGCAGUACGCUGAAUGGCAAUUAUUUUGAUAUGAUGUCAAAAGGACAAAGUAAUAAUAUCCCUUUUAAAAACCACCAGCCUUUUAUGAACAAUGAAAGUAGUGCCACUAAUGUAAGCAAUGUAAAUAACAUAAAUGGAGGGGUAAGUAGUGUAAAUGGUGUAAAUAGUGGAGGUAAUGUGAGUAGCGUGAAUAGCGGCAGGAAUACAAACAGCAGCGAAAAUAAUAAUACAGGAGCGAGUAGUACGCAUAAUAGUAGUAGUACGGGAAGCGCAGGUGGCGGUUUCUUUAGCAAUCUGAGUUCUCGCUUUUUAAAUAAGGAUAAGGGUGAGGGAAAAUUUUUUAUGCGCAGCUUCAACCUAAAGAAGACUAGCAGCAAUAGUAACAACAACAGCGGAAGUAAUAAUGGUGGUAGUUCCAACAAGGAGCAUAACGAAGUAGACGGAGUAGUGAAUGACAAAGACAAAGUAAUGGACAACAAAGAAAAUAUGAAUAAAGGCUGCGGAAGCACCAGCACCAAUAGUAAUAACGGUACAACGACUACGAGUAGCAGCAACAUGAAUAACAAUAGUAGCACAACAAAUGAUAGUAAUAAUAGUGAGGAGAAGACAUAUGUUGUUGAGGUUUCUUUUGAUGCUGAUGAAACGAAUGAUAGCACAUUUGUGGAAGAGUAUCUGCCAAAGGUAAAUGAAAUUCUUGAAUUAUCAACUGUCACAAAUGAAUGGGAAGAUUUGACCAAAAAAAUAGUAGAGUUAAAAAUACCUUCAAAAUUUAAUCAUAAACUGCAAGUCAAUAUUUUAAAACUCACUUUAAAAAAAUAUGCAUGCAAUAAAAAUGUAGAAAAGAGUUCGGACUAUUUCAAUUGGCUUAUCUCGACCGUAUUAUCAAAUAAAAUUGAUUUAGAAUCUUUUAAACCGUGUUGGAAAUCGUUCAUAUUAGAAAAAGAUGAAAAUAGUUAUGAAUAUACAAAAGAGGAUUAUCCCCUGUUACCAUUCCUUGCCAAAAAUUUCAUUAAAGCUAUUGAAUUAUACGAUACAAAUCAUAUCUUAUAUGAUGUGAGCACCAUUGAUGAGAUGAAAAGCGUUAUAUGA
This is a messenger RNA of Plasmodium malariae, 12480 nucleotides long. It is a transcript of the gene PAIP1, whose product is annotated as polyadenylate-binding protein-interacting protein 1, putative. Gene Ontology annotation, cellular component: eukaryotic translation initiation factor 4F complex. NCBI's taxonomy places the organism in Eukaryota, Apicomplexa, Aconoidasida, Haemosporida, Plasmodiidae. The transcript has a single exon. Bases 1 to 12480 code for a protein of 4159 amino acids. Gene Ontology annotation, molecular function: protein binding; mRNA binding; translation initiation factor activity. The record is from RefSeq and is a predicted model, not a curated record.